AUGAACAACUCAAGAGCUGCUCCGGAUAGCUACGGUACAAAUGGCGCCGAUCCUCCCGUCCUGCCUGUCGCCGCGUCUCAGCUUCAGAUUAUCUUCGAAUGGGUUGGCCUCCUUCCACUAGCAAUCUACCUCUCCGGUAGUGGCUUGUCUCAUUGGUUAGUUGGACAGACAUCGCUUGCAGGAUUCAUCGGUGUGAGCCUCUUCCCCCGGUUGGGUAUUCUGGACAACCUUGCUGCCUUCUUGCAUGAAAGUGCCAACUUUCUCGAUCGUGCUUCGUCCGUCAGCGAGCUGCGGCACACUGUCUGGGACGCCAAUUGGGGCAGCGUCUUCCCCUGCGCAAACGGAGCUGCAAGCGAUAUACUCACAAGAUAUGUCAUUCCCACAGCUCGCGAUAUUGAGAUCCCAACUGACUUGGCCGCCCUGAUCGCUGCCGAUGAACUUGGUCGCAAUUCGGAAAAAGGAAAAGGCAAUGCCGUUACCGCGGAGGCAAGCAACAAUUCAACGAGCCAUACGAAUGAAGAUGCUGGAGGCUCUCAGUUCCGCCGCUAUCAAACCUUGUAUAUUCUGGAUUGCACAAUUGAUGCCGCCAAAAGAAAGAAUAAAAGCCCCUCCGCUACGUGCUUAUUUUUUCUCAUGGAGGUUCUAUUCAUUCUUUCUUUACUUGGCGCUUGUGUCUCAACAAUCCUGUUCGGUCUAUACGGGACUGCCGCAGCCAUUCUCAUCAGCAUCGCUUUCCGUGUGGCACGGCAGUGCAUCAAAGUCAUCACGCCCCCAAGAUACCUGGAAAGUAAUGAAGCUAACCAUGCUGAUGCCUACAUGCUCACAGCGAUACAUGAGAACUCAUCAACCUGGUAUCUCUUCAGAGGAUCCCGGGCAGUCGUUGAUGGGCUUCUCAACAAACCUAUGAUCUUGGACAUCACAGCACGUCACAAAACGACAGUGGCACUCGCACUGCGCGGGCUCGCUGCCUUACAGCUUCUUGCCAUGACGUAUGUCGCGGCACAGAAAGGCUGGGAUGGUGUAGGCUUGUUGGUUCUCAUCGCUGUAGCGCGGACGCUUGACUACGCACUUUAUAACGACGAUAGAUUGGCGGCAACUUGGCUUCGGCGGGAGUGUGUUGGUAUGAAAGCAUGGAAGUGCCAGUUUAGUGGACGCACGCCCAUGCUCGGCACUAUCCAGCUACUCAAGUCGAACGCAAUUUCGAGUUGGAUGAACCAGAUUCUGGCCCCUUCGAACCGCCGCGAGGCUUGGUUGGAGAUGUUACCGUUGGAUUGCCCUGAUUUCGAAACUUUGGAGUCAAAGCAUACAUUGACUGGAGAGAGCGACCAGACUUGGGUGAGGAACAAUUGGUUGCUUACACGCGCUGCAGUGAAAGCUAUUAGGGUCGCCACAGGCGAGGGCGCUGCGUGA
Trichoderma aggressivum f. europaeum is the source of this 1410-nucleotide messenger RNA. RefSeq lists its product as uncharacterized. The transcript has a single exon. The record is from RefSeq and is a predicted model, not a curated record. NCBI's taxonomy places the organism in Eukaryota, Fungi, Ascomycota, Sordariomycetes, Hypocreales, Hypocreaceae. Bases 1 to 1410 code for a protein of 469 amino acids.